AUGGCGGGCGCUGCCGCUUGCUUGGCCGAGACGCGGGUGGGGCAAGUGGUAAUGCCGGGGGAAGCGUUGCUCUUGCCCGGCCAGGGCGAGGCGGACGGCGAACGGCUGCGCCUGACUACGACCGGACCGCAGAAGGGGCGGCUGGUUUGCGGGCCGGGCCUGAGACGCGGCGCCGACGGCCUGCUAGUUACCAAAUGCGGCCUGCUGCGUUACCGGGGCCAUUCCGCCCAGCCCGGAAGUGGGAGCGGAAGUAGUUCCGGGGGAACCUAUUGGGUGGACUCACAACAGAAGCGGUAUGUCCCAGUGAAAGGAGAUCACGUGAUAGGCAUAGUGACGGCCAAAGCUGGGGACAUAUUCAAACUGGAUGUUGGAGGCAGUGAGAAUUCCUCUCUCUCUUACCUGGCGUUUGAAGGGGCCACCAAAAGGAACAGGCCCAACGUGCAGGUGGGUGACGUUAUUUAUGGCCAGUUUAUCGUGGCCAAUAAAGAUAUGGAGCCUGAGAUGGUCUGCAUAGACAGCAGUGGCCGGGCAAAUGGCAUGGGAAUCAUAGGACAGGACGGCUUCUUAUUCAAGGUCUCGCUAGGCCUAAUAAGAAAACUCCUGGCUCCCGAUUGUGAAAUCAUCUGGGAUUUGGGACAACUUUAUCCUUUUGAGCUAGUGUUAGGAAUGAAUGGAAGAAUCUGGGUAAAAGCCAAAACAGUUCAACAGACUUUAAUAAUAGCCAACGUUCUGGAAGCUUGUGAACAUAUGACAGCCGAACAGAGGAAAUGUGUAGUUGCAAAACUCUUAGAAAACUGAUGGGGGGAGAGGAUGCAUGAUGAUCCACGAUAAAUUUCCAGGGAGAAAGAAAUAUAUAUAUUACAUAUUUAAAUAUUUUAUAGCUAUAUGGUUAAAUACAAAGUAAAGCUGUUACUCUGUA
Molecule: messenger RNA, 919 nt
Organism: Protobothrops mucrosquamatus (brown spotted pit viper)
Lineage: Eukaryota; Metazoa; Chordata; Lepidosauria; Squamata; Viperidae
Gene: EXOSC3
Product: exosome component 3
Exons: 4
Coding region: 1-798 (265 amino acids)
Biological process (GO): U4 snRNA 3'-end processing; exonucleolytic trimming to generate mature 3'-end of 5.8S rRNA from tricistronic rRNA transcript (SSU-rRNA, 5.8S rRNA, LSU-rRNA); nuclear polyadenylation-dependent rRNA catabolic process
Cellular component (GO): cytoplasmic exosome (RNase complex); nuclear exosome (RNase complex)
Molecular function (GO): RNA binding
Source: RefSeq, a predicted model, not a curated record